CCGCGCUGCCCGCUCCCCAUGUGCGCGACUGUUGCAGCAGUAGCAGCAACAGCAGCAACCACCACCACCGCCGCUGUUAUUCUUGUUGUUGUUGCUGCUGUUGUUGUUGUGUCCCCGAAGCCCCCGUCGCUUGCGGCUGCUCGCGCGCCGCGUCUCCGUCUUCGUUUCGCCGAGCCGACGCAAAGAAGCGGCCCUUGGCGGGAGACGCCGGCGGCACCAUGCCCGGCACAGGCCUCGCCCUCAGGAGCUGCCGUGAGCUGUGGAACAUUGUCCUUGGCAGGAGUGCACUGAGGGAAGAGGAGCAAAUUAAGGAUGAGCUCGACAAGCACUUUGAACGCCUGGAGCAGGGAUUGGCUUUCUUCAAAGUGCCCAGCAACGCCUCUGCACAGAAGCUGCAGGCUGACAAGGAGGCGGAUGAAUCCCUCAAGGGCUUCAGCGUCAAGCUCAGCGAAUUCCUGGGACUGGAUGAACUCCAGAGCUUUGAGCUGCUGCACAACUUCCUGCAGGAGGACUACCGCGCCGCCCAGGAGCAGCUCAAGGCUGUGCUGGAAGAUGAGCGGCACUCGCAAGCGCUGAUGGUGAAGGUGCGCGAGUACUACUUUGAGGAGCGGCUGUCGCUGUUGCGCUGUGUGCUGCACCUGCUCACCUUCUUCCAGGAUGAGAGGCACCCCUACCGGGCCGUGUACGCCGACUGCCUGGAGCGCCUGCAGCAGAGCCUCACCUCGCGCCACGUGGAGCAGCUGGAGGAGCGACUCGGCUCCCGCUCGUCGCUCUGCCACUUCCACGGGAACAUGGCGGAGCGGCAGGCGGCGUGCUGGGCGCAGCAGUGCCUGCGCGAGCAGUGCCUGCUGCUGGAGCUGCUCUUCCUCUACUACGUCUACUUCGAGAUGAAGCCGCACGCGCUGCUCCGCCUCGCGCGCCUCUUCCAUGCGCAGAGUUUCGGCCUGCGCCAGCUACAGGGGCUGGAGGCGCCGCACGAGGGCAGCGCCAUGCUCGUCAGCCGCGUCGGGUACUUCUGUGCGCUUCUUCUCAUCGAGGGCAUGGACAUCGAGUUCCUGGCCAAGUGCGCGCAGGGCGACUGCGUGGAGCAGCACCAACUGGUCAAGGACGAGGCCGUGUUCAAGGAGCUGGACCAGCUGCUGCAGAGCCUCGGCGACCUGGAGAUUCACGGCCCCGUGCUGCUCGCGUGGGCCAUGCUGCGCUACAAGGCGCUGCCGGACGACCCCAAGUCAGCGACCCGCCGCCUGGGCCGCUCCGCCGUGCAGCUGCAGGCGUUCCGCCUCGUGUGCCGCCUGCUGCGGGCGCCCGGCUUCAGCGGCAGCAGCUGCACGUCCAGCACAGCGCGCGCGGUCGUCUACGGCCUGCUGUCCUUCGUGCUCGGCCUCUUCGACGAGGGCACGCUAGGAGAGCCCCAGGACUUGAUGGACGUGGCGUGCGAGGUGCUGAGCAUGCCUGCUCUCGCCGAGGCCUUCUGGGACGCUGGCCUGGCGGGAGGUCUGGCCAUGCUGCUGGACUCGGCUGCGGCGCAGUUCCCGUACGCGUGCGCGCCGCUGCUGCAGCUGCUCACGGCCACCGUGGUCAGCCAGGCCACGGCCAAGCGGGUCUACAACUUCCUGGACAAGAUGACUUGCUACGCCGAGGCCGUGCCGCAGAGGCCACGCGACAUCGAGGCGUCCGAAGACGGAACCAUGUGGAGAACGACGGCACCCAGGCACCUCUACCCGUUCGGCGCGGGGAGGACCACCAUGCGGCUGCCGCAGGGCGUGGUGGGACGCGUGCUGCCCCUGGGCCCAACCGUGCCGGGCGGCCCCUCCGCCCUGGUGCACUGGGAGUUUGGCUACAGCGCGUGGGCGCUGUUCGCCUGCGAGGUGGAGAUGCUGCUGCACGUGGUGUCCACCGCCGACGUGGCGCGGCACUGCGAGCGCGUGCGUCCCAUCGUGCAGCUGGUGCGGCAGCUGCUGGACGCCGACGGCUCGCUCGCCGCGCCGCUGCUUCCCGUCACCUCCCGCCUCUACAUGGUGCUGCAGAGGCUCACGUGUGUACCCAGCCCGCCGCUCGACGUCAUCGCGGCGUGCGUGAACUGCCUGGCGGCGCUCGUGCCUUAUGGUGCCGCCAAGGUGUGGAGCGACGUGCAGCACACGGGGCUCCUUCCCUUCACCGUGUCCCCCGUGAGCAACGCCGCACGGGCAGCCAGCGGGGAGGGCAUGCACGCGGGAAACUACGGGAAUCUGCUCGUCGGCUUCGAGAGGCACCGGGGCGAUUUCCGCGUGACGGCGUCGUACCUCCGUCUCGUCACCGCCCUCCUGAAGGGCCUGGUGGGGAGCAGCCAGUACCCGAGCCUGCUGCCCUGCCUCGUCUUCACGCUCAAGGAGAUCCUGGCGCGGUACCGCACGUGGGCGCUGGGCGGCGCCGACGGGCACCGCGAGUGCAUCGGAAAGUUGAUGCUGGAGCAGAUCCACUUUGUGCUCAACAUCAGCGUCGACAGUGGCAGGGGUCCCAGCCUGCAGGCCGUGUGUCUGCACAGCCUCCUGCACGGCGAGUCCGGCCUGGCCCUCAUCCACAUGCUGUCCAUCGGCGUGGGCGCCAUCGACACCGUCCUGGCCGCCCAGCCCGGCCGAGUUCUGGAGGGACCGGCGCUCACGCUUAUCCAGACCAUGAAGCUGGCAUUCUCCGUCAUCAACAACACGCUGAGGCUCAAGCCGGCGUCGGACGAGCUCACGCCGCUGGAGCACGCGCUCACUCAGCAGGGCGUCCACGGCAACGUGAUGGCGAUCCUGGCGCGUUACAUUUACCACCGGCACGACGCCGCGCUGCCCAGGCUCGCCGUGCAGCUGCUCAAGCGCCUCGCCAUGGUGGCGCCCAUGUCGGUGUACGGCUGUCUCGGCGGAGAUGCGCCGGCCAUACGGGACGCCUUUAUCGGCCGCCUGCGAUCACCCACCGAGGAUAUGAGAAUCAAGGUGAUGAUCCUGGAGUUCCUGACGGUUGCCGUGGAGACCCAGCCCGGCCUCAUCGAGCUCUUCCUGGACCUGCAGCCGGAGAGCGGCGCGGAUAGCGGCUCCAAGCAGGAGCUGGCGCUGGGCAAUGGCAGCUGCCUGCCCGUGGUGCUCGAGUUGGUGUGUGUGGAAGGCCCUGGGGCGCCCUCCUGUCCCCCGCUGCUCCACCGCACCGCCGUGGCCUUCGUGUACGCGCUGUGGCAGGACCGUCGGCAGAGCGCCAUGACCAUCCUGAGAAGCAGGAAGGACUUUUGGGAGAACCUCACCUAUCCCCUGUUCAGCGACUUCCUGCCAAUAUCCACCGACAUCGAGGUCAGCACGCUCGAAGCGUGCGCCUUCAUCCUCAAGAUCAUCUCCCUGGAGGUGUUCUACGUCGUCAGUGGCUCUCUGGACCCGUCGCUGGUGCUGGUGCUGCGGAGGCUGAAUGAGGGCGGCCGUUACCGCUACUGGUCGGGCUACGUGCGCGGGCUGGCGUGCCGCCUGGCGUCGCGCGCGCAGCUCGGCGACGGGGACCAGGACGUUGGCGGCGGUGGCGGCGGCGCCGGCUACGCGGCGGCGCCGGAGGCCGCAGAAGACGGAACCAACCUGGUGGAGGCGUGGAGGACCCUGCUCAUCCUCGCCACCAAUCACGGGAACAUUCUCUUCCUGGACGACGACGAGACCCGGGCCACCGUCAUGCAGGACGUCCUGGCGGGGCUCAGCGUCCUGGUGAAGGUGGAGUGCAGUCGGCUGUGCAUGCACCUCAUGGCCAUGCUGUCUACCACUCUGUGUGUUCUGCUGCGGCAUUGGGGCAGCGCUCUGCCGGGCGGCCAGGACGUGCUGCCGGAGCUGCUGGACGUGCUGCGACGGCUGCAGCAGGCAACGGAGCGGCGCCUCGCCGAGAAGAUCAAAGCGCGGCUCCUCGCGGCCGUGAUGCUCGUUCUGCAGCAGAGGCGCCUCCGAGCCGGUACUCUGCCCGGACACAAGCAGCUGGUGCAGCUGGUGUGCGAGACGCUGCGGCAGGAGGUGACGGCGCUCAUGGAGCAGAGCCAGAGCUCGUGGCGGGCGGCGGCGGCGGCGGCGCCACAAGCCGGCACCCUGGGAGUCGACAGCAUGGACACGGAUUCAGCUCCAGCCCCUGCCAGGGAUGACAGGGACGGGGUGUGCGUGGUGGCGCUGCACUUGGCCAAGGAGCUCUACCUGCUGGAGGAGGGCACGGGCGGCGGCGGUGGCGGCGGCAGCGGGUACCUGAGCUGCGUGCGUGAGGGCGCGCUGCUGCCCGCCGUGGGCGCUGCCCUCGAGUGGAGCCUGCAGCGGCGGUGCCAACUCCACUUCACAGAGGCGGCGCUGCACUGGCUGCUGGCGCUCUCCACCACCGCGGAGGGCGCCCAGGCGCUGGCCGCGGUCGGGGUGCUGCAGUGCCUGUGCCUGCCCCUGCUGAGCACCUACCAGGUGGACGCCAACGGCCUCGCCGCGCUCGAGAAGGCUGGGGGACCCCCGCGGAGGAGCCACGAGGCGCCCAGCUGGCAAGGCGCCUACUGCCUGUGCCUGGCCGUCCUGCAGGCCGUCCUGAGGCAGCUGCGUCACAGCGCCCUGCCUCAGGCCCUCGACUUCCUGGGCGUCCACCAGGAGCGCAUCCUGCAGAGCCUGCAGGCGGUGCGGGGGGUGCUGGGCCAGGCCUGCCUGGAGGAGGCGGAGAAGACGGUCGCCUUCCUCCUGCACUUGGCCUACUUCACCAGGGAGUGGCACUUCCACCUGCCGCUGUUGCUGAACUCCGUGCAGGUGGCGCUCUGCUCCCUAUGCCAGACGUGCACCGCCUUGCUGCACAGCCAGAAGCUCCUGCAGCAGUACCUCGCGUCGAAAAGCGCGGGGCUGGCGGCGGCACCCGGCCGGGACGGCGGUGGUCGCGGCGGCUGCGGCACGGGCGUCGGCGUCGGCGGCGUCGGCGGCACCGGCGAAGUCGGCCAGGAGGCAGAGCGAGGCCCCGGCGGCGUGGCCCUGGCCCAGGCGAGCCUGCUGCGCAUCCUGGGCACCACGCUGGCCGCACUGCGCCGAUUCAGCCCCGACGUCUGCCAGAUCCUGCUGGACCAGACGAUGGACCUGUCGGAGUACGAGCCGCUCUUCUCGCUGAGCCUGGUGGCUCCGUCGUGCGACGCCGACGCCAGCCCCUCGCUCGGCUCGCUCCUCUCCGCGAUCAGCGUCGCUCAGGGCCUCGCCGCGCAGGCCGACGGGAAAAGGGAACUCGCAAAGCACACAAACGCCGGUGACUUGAAGGCUCUGAAGCCCACGCUGGUGUUCGUGAUGGAGAAUGCGCUGGCGCUGCUCAUGUCGCAGGCCAUGCUCUACCUCAAGCACUGCACCGUCUCCUGCCGCGACAAGCAGCGCAUCAAGCGCGAGCUCAGCUCCGAGCUGGAGGCGCUGCAGAACGGCAUGCUGCGCUGGGUGCGCAGAGGCAGCCCCGUGUCGCCGGGCGGCGGCGGUGGAAGCGGCGGCGGUGGAGGAGGAGGAGGAGGAGCGGCGACGGGCGGUGCAAGCGGCACCUCGGCGGGGGUCUCCCUACAGGCCAAGGGCGGCGGCGGCGGCGGCAGCGGCGGUGGGCGAGCGACGUCGCGCUCCGCCGGCGCGGCGGGCGGCGUGUCGGACGCGUGGGAGCACGCCUUCCACGACCUCGUCGACCUCUUCCUCAAGAGGGUGCUGCGGUGAAGGGGAGCUGUUGAGCGUGUGGGCGGCGCCGCGGGGACGGGGGGGGGGCGUCCAAGCACCGGGUUACACGGAGAGGGAGACGUUUGGGCGUUGGCUGGGGGAGGGGGGCAAGCCCUUUUAAUUCCUGGAACCAGGACCCAUGUCAUCCAUGCCCGCGCCGCUGCCAUAGACACGCAGGAAUCCGUACGCUCGCGUAGGGACCCAGAGGGAGGCUUCUUACGUGGACAGAGUUAUAUUUUGUUCUAAGGAGUUCCAGCGGUUGGAUGGUCCUAGGCAAGGCACCGAUGGCUCGCAUAGAGACCCCAGAGACUUGCAGAGAGACCCACAGAUUCGCAAAGAGACCCAUAGUACUAAACGAACCAUUAUUUUACCAGGUAAGGCCCACUGAGCUGUAUAGCUCUUCUUCAGAAGCGACCUGGCCACACAAAUGAUAGCUGAACGAAGUGGGAAUUUAUAGCAGGCAAUUACUUUUAAACGCACGUUGAUUCUAAAUGCGAAGGGAAAAAAACAGAGAACCCGGAGGAAAAAAAUCCACGCAACCACGGGGAGAGAGAAAGAGGGACACGCAAAUAACAAAUGUACAUCAGGCAUCAGGGUCGGGAUGGAACCCACGACCUCCUGUACACCAAGCGAGGUAGUUAACAUCUCGCCAUAGCUCAGUGUGUGCGCAGCUGCCGAGUGUGAACGCGAUGGAACUGCAACCCCUCCAGCCCCACUGGCUGGAGGUGCCCAAGCGCGCCGGUGCUGGGGGGGGCCCGGGUGGGAGGGUUAAUUAGACAGCCCCCCCCCCCAUAUCAUUCCAUUGCGAACCACUCGGUACCACAGCGCGCACGUGACCCACGCAUACAGCACACAGUACACAUGCACUUUACAUGCACAGUACACGCACGGUACACACGCACCGUAUACACAGCACACAUACAAUACACACAGUAUACAAACAGUACAUACAGGACACAGUACACACAGUACAUACAGUACACACACCGUGCACACACACCGUGCACACACACAGUAAAUGAACAGUACACACACAAUGUUGUCCCACGUCCGACCGCAUAGCCACGUGUAGAGUGAAUUCAAUCCCCACAGAGCAAUUGUGCGCAUGUACAGCGCACAAUAGGACAGAGCGAACCCGCAUGGAGCGUGCAGACCCUGCAUCUUGGUGGGUGGAGGCAUUAAAUAAAGCAAGGCCUUGACCUGGGCUUGAACUGGGUCUGGAAGAAAGGAGGGAGCUUGAGACUGGGAGGCAGUGUGUUGUUGUCCCUCGUAGCGUACGCCGUGAGGGUUUGUAUGAAUUGCGUUUGUGUGUGUGCGUGGCGGAAUGAGUUGGCGAUACCCAUGGAUACCCACAUGAAGUGCCCGUGUUGUGUUUUUGUUCGAGUCCUGUCCCGUGUACAGAGAUUUCGUUUUUCAAUAAAACGGUAA
This is a messenger RNA of Lethenteron reissneri (Far Eastern brook lamprey), 7103 nucleotides long. RefSeq names its product nucleoporin 188 (gene NUP188). NCBI's taxonomy places the organism in Eukaryota, Metazoa, Chordata, Hyperoartia, Petromyzontiformes, Petromyzontidae. Gene Ontology annotation, biological process: protein import into nucleus; RNA export from nucleus. Gene Ontology annotation, cellular component: nuclear pore inner ring. Gene Ontology annotation, molecular function: structural constituent of nuclear pore. The record is from RefSeq and is a predicted model, not a curated record.